CCCUGGGUCCUCGUGUCCUCGCUUACCGCGCCUGCGCUCUCCGCUCCCCACCUUUCCUCUUCAACCGAGGCCGCCGCCGCCGACUCUUCUAGCCGGAGCCAUGGAGUCCUCCGCUGUCACCCUGGUGCCUGUGUCCACUCUGCUGAUCAGCCUGCUGAGCGGCCUCCCAGCCAUUGCCACAACCUCGUCUGCUGCCGUCGACGUCCCCAGAGGCCAGCGCCUGUGCCGCAGCCAUGUCACUCCUGGCGACCCUGGGGCUGGAGCUGGACAGGACCCUGGUCCCAGCUAGCGGGCUGGGCUGGCUCGUAGACUAUGGCAAGCUCCCCCUGGCCCCUGCCCCCCUGGGCCCCUAUGAGGUCCUCGGGGGAGCCCUGGAGGGCGGGCUGCCAGGGGGAGGAGAGCCCCUGGCAGGUGACGGCUUCUCAGACUGGAUGACUGACCGAGUGGACGUCACGGCCCUCCUGCCUCUGGAGCCUGCCCUGCCCCCAGGCACCCUCCCCCCACCCUCCCCUGCCCCACCGGACCUGGAAGCCAUGGCCUCACUCCUCAAGAAGGAGCUGGAGCAGAUGGAAGACUUCUUCCUGGAGGCCCCGCUCCUCCCGCCCCCCUCCCCGCCGCCGCCCCCCUUUCCUCUCCCCCUCCCCAGCUUUGACCUCCCGCAGCCCCCGGCCCUGGACACCCUCGACUUGCUUGCCAUCUACUGCCGGGGAGAGGCUGGGCAGGGGGAUUCGGGCCUGGCACCCCUGGCCCCACCCCCACCUCCAUCCCAGCAACCCCCUCCUCCUCCUCCAUCCCUUCCUCCUCCUCCUCCUCCUCCAUCUCUACCCUCUCGCCUGGCCCCCUACCCCAAUCCUGCUGCCACCCGAGGGGACCGCAAGCAAAAGAAGAGAGACCAGAACAAGUCGGCAGCUUUGAGGUACCGCCAGAGGAAGCGGGCGGAGGGUGAGGCCUUGGAGGGCGAGUGUCAGGGGCUGGAAGCCAGGAACCGGGAGCUGAGGGAGCGGGCCGAGUCAGUGGAGCGGGAGAUCCAGUACGUCAAGGACCUGCUCAUCGAGGUGUACAAGGCCCGGAGCCAGAGGAGCCGUAGCUAGGCGGGCGGUCACUGCAGGGAUGGGGAGCUGGCCUCUGCCUCCAGCUUCUCCC
Molecule: messenger RNA, 1143 nt
Organism: Ochotona princeps (American pika)
Lineage: Eukaryota; Metazoa; Chordata; Mammalia; Lagomorpha; Ochotonidae
Gene: ATF5
Product: activating transcription factor 5
Exons: 3
Coding region: 234-1091 (285 amino acids)
Biological process (GO): regulation of transcription by RNA polymerase II
Cellular component (GO): nucleus
Molecular function (GO): RNA polymerase II transcription regulatory region sequence-specific DNA binding; DNA-binding transcription activator activity, RNA polymerase II-specific
Source: RefSeq, a predicted model, not a curated record